AUGCAUAACUUCAAUUCUCUGUUCCUUUACGUCGCACUGGCCCUGUCCUAUUGUGGAACGAUCACGGCAGCAGCAGGAUCACCAGGGGCAGAUCGCCUAUUCGAUUUCACCUUGACAGCUGAUAUGAAAGGAUCAGAUGCUGAUAAUCCUUCAUCAGCUCUAUCGAAGUUGAUCAAGUAUGUUGUAAAAGGCGAGAAGAACAAAAGGGGAGAUUACUUGUCGAUCGAAUCUAAGGGUAAAGAUGUUGAACUCGGAAUCGAAAUCAAAGAUUCAUCCAUCUUUUGUCCUGGUGAUAAAGAGGACAAUUGUCAACAUGGUUUCAGACGAACUGAUGUCCUUCCAGCCAUUGAUUCUAACAAGACCCUUGUUGGAACGACUGUCUUUCACCAGAGUUUCCGCAUGAACCCAAAACUCCCUCUAAAUCUCACACAUGGUUAUUUGCUAUCCAGUAUUGAGGUUCCGAGUGGUGAUCAUGUCUUUGAUAUCUUUGCUGGGUCCGACUUCAGCUCUAAUUUGACUCAAAAGAGUAUGAAUGAUCCCAAAACGAUCAGGAUUAGAGAUUUGACUACCAAGGUGCUCCAUUCUAUUCCCAUCAAAGAUGAUGCACUUUACAACACUGCGAUUGCCGUAGAUUGGGAUGCAAAUCAAUUGACCGUUUAUGCAUCGGAAGGCGAUGAAGAAUUGAAGAAAGUCGCCGGACCCAUGAUGAAUUCUCCCAAAGUCGUUGAUGCUGCCAAUAAGUUAACUGGAGAAUGGCAUGUUCAACUAAUCAAAUUUCCCCUUCCUAACCCUGCUGAUCCUUAUGACCAAAGAAGCGAUGUGCCCCACAAAGGUAUUCAGGAGGCAAAUCUGCAUGAGGGAAUCUUCUUCUCAAGGAUGUAUGUUGAGGACGGUGCAAACGGUCAAAUCAACACUUCUGUUAUUGGAAAGGCCGGAGUUGCCAAGUCAAACAACAAAGGUGGAAUUGGAAAGAAAACGCUUUCGAGGGCCAGAUAUUGA
Molecule: messenger RNA, 999 nt
Organism: Melampsora larici-populina 98AG31
Lineage: Eukaryota; Fungi; Basidiomycota; Pucciniomycetes; Pucciniales; Melampsoraceae
Exons: 7
Coding region: 1-999 (332 amino acids)
Source: RefSeq, a predicted model, not a curated record